UUAAGUGUUUAUUUAUAUGUGUCGAUAUAAAUAUAUAAUUAUAUAGAAAAAUGAUUGUGAAAUAUAAUUAAACCCCAUCAUCUCCUUCUUCCUUCGUGAAACCUACUCGCCGCCGUUCAACCUCCAUCUCCGUCCGCCAUUCGUUCCGACGCCGUCCACCGCUCGCCGCCGCUUCCUCUCAGUUGAAGCCGAAUAUCUCCGUCCGGUAGAGUCCGAGCCGCAUCUCCGUUGAAGCCGAGGCGUUCCGCCAAGCCGUGUCCUCCGUUCGUGCUUCUAUUCGGCCUUCCCUACUAUUGGGCUCACUAGCUCAGCUUUGGCUACAUAUGGAAUCGUUAGCGCGAUAAGCUCAAGCCGUAAAGUUUCCGCCUUUCUAAACCUUUACUGUACCCAUCACUGAGCUCCAGCUGCUGCUACUGCUGCUGCAAUUUAUCCGGAAAACAAUCUCCCAUGGCGCUUGUACAACAACACCAUCUCACAUACCCAUUUCUUUCCAUUGCCGGGGCCAAUCUGAAACAAAAUACUUCCAAUUCUUUUUCAUUUUUUCAAUCCAAUACCCAGAAGCUCGCCUGCUGCUUAUGUGCAGCAUCCCCGAACCCCUCCACUCAAUCUCCAUCCCCCAUUUUCCUUCAUUUGUUCGAAGAAGAAGAAGAAGAAGAAGAAGAAGAAGUCCCUUCUAAGGAAGGUCAUGGAGGUAACAAGACGGAAGAGGAUUGGAACGACCCAUUAUUCAGAUUUUUCAAAUCCCAAACUUCAACGACGCAAGACCCAUCACGUGAAAGCAAAUUGCCCCUCCAAAAGAACCGCCGUUCGUCCUGGCAUCUUGCCUCCGAUGUUGAAUUUUUCAAUGAAGCUGAAGUUACACUGGAGGAAGACAAGGAACAAUUGCGUUCUGCGAGUCGGAAUUCUAGGGUCUUACCAGGUGGUCCUGUCGGAGAAAUAGUGGGAAUUGCGAGGAAUUUGUCGCAAAAUAUGACUCUGGGGGAGGCUUUGGGAGAAUUUGAAGGAAGAAUUAGCGAGAAGGAAUGUUGGGAGGUGCUGCGUUUGUUGGGUGAGGAGAAUCUUGUGGUAUGUUGUUUGUAUUUCUUUGAAUGGAUGGGUUUGCAGGAGACUUCGCUUGUUACAUCUCGUGCCUAUUCUCUUCUAUUUCCAUUGUUGGGAAGAGCUGGAAUGGGAGAGAAAAUUAUGGUCUUGUUCAAGAACCUUCCACUCAAGAAGGAAUUUCAGGAUGUUCAUGUCUAUAACUCUGCAAUUUCUGGACUUAUGGUCUGUAAGAGGUAUGAUGAUGCUUGCAAGGUGUACGAGGCCAUGGAAACAAAUAAUGUUAAUCCAGAUCAUGUGACAUGUUCUAUAAUGAUUACAGUUAUGAGAAAAAUUGGCCGCAGUGCAAAGGAUUCGUGGGAUUACUUUGAGAAAAUGAACCAAAAAGGAGUAAAAUGGAGUUCUGAAGUUUUGGGUGCUCUGAUUAAAUCGUUCUGCGAUGAGGGGCUGAAGAGUCAAGCACUUAUCCUACAAUUGGAGAUGGAGAAGAAAGGGGUUGCUUCGAACGUGAUCAUGUAUAAUACGAUCAUGGAUGCUUUUAGUAAAUCGAAUCAAAUCGAGGAAGCUGAAGGUGUCUUUGCUGAAAUGAAAUCUAAAGGAGUGAAACCAACGAGUGCAAGUUUUAACAUCUUGAUGAAUGCAUACAGUAGGAGGAUGCAACCUGAGAUUGUUGAGAAGCUUCUGGUUGAAAUGAAGGAUAUGGGAUUGGAACCUAAUGUAAAGUCAUACACUUGCUUGAUUAGUGCUUAUGGGAGGCAGAAGAAAAUGAGUGACAUGGCUGCAGAUGCAUUUUUGAGAAUGAAAAAAAAUGGUAUUAGGCCAACCUCUCAUUCAUAUACAGCUCUGAUUCAUGCUUAUUCUGUUAGCGGUUGGCAUGAGAAAGCUUACUCAGCCUUUGAGAACAUGUUGCGUGAAGGUUUAAAGCCAUCCAUUGAAACUUACACGACUCUACUCGAUGCGUUUAGGCGUGCUGGUGAUACAGUGUCAUUGAUGAAAAUAUGGAAGUUAAUGAUUAGAGAAAAAGUACUAGGGACAAGAGUAACUUUUAACACAUUGCUAGAUGGGUUUGCAAAACACGGUCAUUAUGUUGAAGCAAGAGAUGUGAUCUCUGAGUUUGAUAAGAUUGGGUUACAACCAACUGUUAUGACAUACAACAUGUUGAUGAAUGCAUAUGCUAGGGGAGGUCAACAUUUAAAGCUGCCACAGCUGCUGCAAGAGAUGGCUGCUCGGGACCUAAAACCCGACUCCGUUACUUAUUCUACCAUGAUUUAUGCCUUUGUACGUGUUCGCGAUUUCAAAAGAGCUUUCUUCUAUCACAAGAAGAUGGUAAAAAGUGGACAAGUGCCUGAUGUAAAGUCAUACCAGAAACUUAAAUCGAUCUUGGAUGUAAAACUUGCUACAAAAAACAGGAAAGACAAGAGUGCCAUUCUUGGUAUAAUAAACAGCAAAAUGGGUAUGGUGAAAGCUAAGAAGCAGGGCAAGAAAGAUGAGUUUUGGAAGACCAAGAGAAGGCAUGUAAGAACUCAAGACAGUUUCUCCCGGUGAACAAACAAAAAUGAAGACAGAAAGUUGAAUUGACCAUCCAUUUGGGCUUUUGAUGAAUGGAUGGUCAUCUCUUAUCCAUCAUAGGAUAAGCUAAAGAGGUCCAAUAUUUGGCAGAUGGGCAGGGCGUUUGUUCAACAAAUUGAGAUAAGGAAGUGUCAAAAGGGUUUAUAACAAAACAUUGGCCCAAUGGAGGAAAAGGAGGAGAAAGUCAAAGCAGCUUUUGAAGAAUCAAGAUAUUUGUGCAUUGGCUUAGACAGAUUAAUAAUCAAUGAUGAAGAAUAUUGUACUUUAGGUAAAAGGAGGUCAGAACUCUUCUUUUUACACGUUGUAAAGAGGUUUGUUCUCUACAAUUUCCGAUUAGAAAAUGAAAAGUGGACUAUCUAGGUUAUGUGGGCUUGGUUUUUAAACUCCUUGUAUUUAUUUCUCAAUGAAAGUUGGUCUGUUGUAAAGAAAUAUAUAUAAAUUUAUAUUUUGUAGAGUAUACUCAACUA
Molecule: messenger RNA, 3074 nt
Organism: Cucumis sativus (cucumber)
Lineage: Eukaryota; Viridiplantae; Streptophyta; Magnoliopsida; Cucurbitales; Cucurbitaceae
Product: pentatricopeptide repeat-containing protein At5g50280, chloroplastic
Exons: 2
Coding region: 448-2583 (711 amino acids)
Molecular function (GO): protein binding
Source: RefSeq, a predicted model, not a curated record